This is a messenger RNA of Archocentrus centrarchus (flier cichlid), 1164 nucleotides long. RefSeq names its product fATP synthase c subunit lysine N-methyltransferase (gene atpsckmt). Gene Ontology annotation, cellular component: mitochondrion. The coding region runs from base 247 to 873 and encodes 208 amino acids. Gene Ontology annotation, biological process: regulation of mitochondrial ATP synthesis coupled proton transport; positive regulation of proton-transporting ATP synthase activity, rotational mechanism; peptidyl-lysine trimethylation. Gene Ontology annotation, molecular function: protein-lysine N-methyltransferase activity. Lineage: Eukaryota; Metazoa; Chordata; Actinopteri; Cichliformes; Cichlidae. The transcript is spliced from 4 exons. The record is from RefSeq and is a predicted model, not a curated record.
AGCCCUGCACAGGUCAUGUUUUAGCGCACCUAGGUAUUCGAAUAGCAGGACUUUGUAUUAUGAUAAUCUUUUUUUUUUCUUUCCCGACUGAGGGCAACGCGGAGUUGCAGUUUGUUUGAAGAAGAUUUAAUUUCAUUUACAAAUUUACCGUGGAAUAACUGACCGCGCUUGCUAGCUUAAACACAGUCCCAGCUGUCAUUCAUGGAGAUCAGCGAUCGACGGCGUGCGCUGUGUUAAACUAGCGUCAUGUCACGGCAGCAGCUCCUGCUGGACUCAGGACAGCCUAAUGAGGAUAUCAGGGGCAGAAGGAGCAGGAGCCGCCUCGGGCUUGUCGUCACAGGGGUGCUGGGAGGGUCGCUGGUUGCUCUGUACGCGGUGGCUACCCCGUUUGUGGCCCCUGCCCUGAGGAAAGUCUGCCUUCCGUUCGUACCGGCCACCGCGACUCAGGUGGAGAACGUCCUCAGGGUGCUGCGGGCAAGGUCGGGGACCCUGGUGGACAUUGGGAGUGGAGAUGGAAGGAUAGUGAUUGCAGCAGCCAAACAUGGUUUUCGGGCAUCAGGGUUCGAGCUGAACCCCUGGUUGGUGUGGUAUUCUUGCUACAGGGCCUGGAGAGAGGGGGUCCACCGCUCGACCUCUUUCCACAUCUCAGACUUGUGGAAGGUCAGUUUUGCUCAGUACUCCAAUGUUGUCAUUUUUGGAGUCCCUCAAAUGAUGGAGCAGCUGGAGCUGAAACUGGCGAGUGAGCUGCCUAGCACAGCCAAGGUGGUGGCCUGUCGCUUCCCCUUCCCCACAUGGGUGCCUGAAAGUACCGCCGGCGAGGGCAUAGACACUGUUUGGGUGUAUGAUGCAAAGACAUUUAAAUCACACCGGUAACAUAAAAGGACCAGAAGACCAAGUCUAGAAUAACAUGAUGCAGAAGAUUCACACACGGAUGCAACCUCUCAGAUUUAAUUGUGUGAUUUCUUAAUCACACAAUUAAUACUUUGGUGUGAACCAAGUGAGAAUGGUUGAAUCCAUCGGUUAAAAGUAAAAACCACAAGCAUUGCGAAAAGAAACUGACUGACAUUGAUGGCCGGUGCUGUAGUAGGCUGAGUCCAGUGUUCACUGGCUACAUUUAAUAUUUGACAUGUGUGACUAUGAGAAUAAAUGGUGAUGAUAAAGUAA